Molecule: messenger RNA, 4004 nt
Organism: Pangasianodon hypophthalmus (striped catfish)
Lineage: Eukaryota; Metazoa; Chordata; Actinopteri; Siluriformes; Pangasiidae
Gene: polr3e
Product: polymerase (RNA) III (DNA directed) polypeptide E
Exons: 21
Coding region: 264-2360 (698 amino acids)
Biological process (GO): DNA-templated transcription
Cellular component (GO): RNA polymerase III complex; nucleus
Source: RefSeq, a predicted model, not a curated record
UUAUGGGUAGACAGUGCAGUUUGCUAUAGGCUCUGCUCCUCCCCACGUGUUUGUAGGAAGAGCCGGACUCUGAAACAUGGUAUCCUUGUUAUACUAAUGAAGUUCACCUCCAUGGAGCAGCCCAGUGGAGGAAGCUAAGUCCCUGCGACACAGAAGAGUCCAGUUUGUCUUCUAAGCCUCAGAAGUUGCAUGCUGUGCUGUGAGCGCUUCAGCGUUUCCGUGCUGCCGGUUUUGAGGCGAAGUUUCCUCCUCGUCCCUCCACAAUGGCCAGCGGAGAGGAGGAUGACCCCAUUAUACAAGAGAUGGAUGUGUACCUUGCCAAAAGUCUUUCGGACAAGCUAUAUUUGUUCCAGUAUCCCGUGCGUCCUGCUAAUAUGAACUAUGACGACGUAACUCAUUUAACAGCCAAAAUUAAACCCAAGCAGCAAAAGGUUGAAAUUGAGGUGGCGAUUGACACCAUGAGUCCGAACUAUUGCCGCAGUAAAGGGGAGCAGAUUGCGCUCAACGUGGACGGCACGUCACUGGAAGACUCCAGCACUUACUCCAUUAAAAUGAUGGAUAAGCAAACAUUCUCAUCGAUUCAGGCAACAACAAAUACCAGUCGCUAUGCCGCUGCAGUGUUUCGUAAAGGGGAGCUUCACCUCACGCCAUUACACGGCAUUCUGCAGAUGAGGCCCAGCUUUUCAUAUCUAGAUAAAGCUGACAGUAAACACAAGGAAAGGGAGGCAGCCAAUGAAGCUGGAGACUCUUCUCAGGAUGAGGCAGAGGACGACGCCAAGCAGAUCACUGUGAGGUUCUCCAGGCCAGAGUCUGAGCAGGCUCGUCAGCGACGCAUCCAGUCCUACGAGUUCCUGCAGAAGAAACAGGCUGAAGAACCGUGGGUCCAUUUACACUACCACGGCUUAAAGGAUGGGCGCUCAGAACACGAGCGUCAGUAUCUUUACUGCCAGGCCAUGGAUACCACAGAGAACACGGAGUUAGUGAAAACGCCAAGUGAAUAUCUGGCCAUGCUUAUGCCUCCACUGACAGAAGAAAAAGUGGUUAAACCAGUGGGACCUAGUAAUGUGCUUUCUAUGGCCCAGCUACGUACAUUGCCACUUGGAGAUCAAGUCAAGACCUUGAUGAAGAAUGUCAAGGUCAUGCCGUUUGCCAAUCUGAUGGGGCUGCUUGCAUCAGGCACAGACUCCACUGCAGUACUGCGCUGCAUACAGCAGGUGGCGAUGCUCGUCCAGGGAAACUGGGUUGUCAAGAGCGAUGUUCUGUAUCCCAAGUCCACCUGCAGUCCACACAGCGGCGUGCCUGCAGAGGUGCUCUGUAGGGGCCGCGACUUUGUGAUGUGGAGAUUCACAAACGAGCGCUCACUGAUGAGAAAAGAGGUUGCUGCUAUCAUAAAGCUGCCUCCUGAGGACGUCAAGGACUUUUUGGAACAGAUGGCUGUUCCCAGAGCAAACAGAGGCUGGGAGUUCCUGUUGCCUACUGACCAUGAUUUUGUCAAGAAGCAUCCUGAUGUGGCUCAGAGACAGCACAUGCUCUGGCUGGGCAUCCAGAACAAGUUAGAAAAGGUUUUCAACUUCUCAAAGGAGGACUUCCUGCACAAAAAGGAUACUCAAAUGGACUCGGUUCAUAUUAGCGGUGAGCAGCGUCUCAAGGUGGCUCGAGAGAAUGCACGGGAGCGUCAUGCCUCUCUGCAGAAAGACUUAGAUGCCCGGAGACUAAAGGCAUCAUCCAUGUCUUCUGGCUCUGGUGGAACUAAUACAAUGGUGCACAUUAAAGAAGAGCCCAUGAGCGACUCUGAGGAGUCUAUGGACACAUCCAGUUCUGUUCCAAACGGUUCAGUCAACGGUUAUCCCUCAUCAGACUCCCCUAACACGGACCUCCACAGUGAGUACGGGGCAGCGCAGGCCCCUACCCCGGAGCUCCAAGACUUUGUACGGAGCACUUUCCGGAAACACUUUGUCCUGUGCCUCAGUGAAGUCAAACGGCUGUUCAACCUGCAUCUGGCCAGCCUUCCUACAGGACACAGCCGGUUCGGCCACGUCACAGACCGCAUGCUCCAGGACACGAUCCUCCACAGCCACUGCAGACAGAUCCUAGUGCCUUUUCCCCCUCAGAGCAGUGCUAGUGCAGACGAGCAGAAAGUCUUUGGCUUAUGGGAGAAUGGUGAAACGUUCGAUAAGCACCGCCAAAUUCUGUUUGAGAUCUUUAUGAAGAACUAUCGCGUAAGGAGAAACGUUAUUCAGACCCGACUCACACAGGAGCUCGGGGAUGCUGUCACCAAGGCUGACGUGGACAGGCUGCUCAAGGAGUGCUGCGUCAGCCUAGGAGGAAUGUGGUACCUGAAGGGCACAGUGCAGUCGUGACAGUAGGAGGAGGAGGAGCCCUAGGGAUCCUGUCAAUCACAAAGGAAAAAAAAAACAAAAAAAAACAACUUCUCUCUCUGAGGUUUACUCUGUAUGGGGGAGAUGGAGCCGACACACAAAUCAGUCACUGCCCCUAGCUGGAGAAGACUGGCUUUGGAGGACAAAAAGGUCCCCGUGCUGCUCCAGGACAUUGCUUUUUGUUUACUUUCACGGACACGUAGCUGAGCGUAGCCAAAAUCGAAGCUUGUGGAAACUUGCAGGACACCUCACCAUUUCAUACAAAAGGGCUUGAGAUCUACCGGAUCCUACAUAGUGUUUAGUUACAUAAAUGAUGGAAGGAAAGAGAUGUAUAUGCAAAGCGUAGUUAGAAUAUUUGUCCUUUCAUGAUUUACUGUUCACACUUUUCUUAUCUUGCAUUUAUGUGUUACUAAUAAAGAAGACUGGAAGGUAAUUUUAUCUCAGUUGUGGCUUUUCAGAGAGUGCCCGUGUUAUAUCGGCCUUUCCUAGGACGUGAAUGAGAGAUGAUCGCUUUAAGUUUCUGUCCCCUGCUAAAUGAUUUUUAAUCAGUACUUAUAAAAUAUAAGUGUUUUUUUUUCCUCUCACAUCCUUAUAAUAAUAAUAUACUGUAUAGCACAGGGUCUCGUGGUUUCAUUUCCCUUAUCAUAUUAAUUUGACUUAAAUAGAGCGUUAAAAUAGCACUAUGCACUAUUGUGCCAUAGCCUCCCUUCCUUCAAAGUAACAGCUACACCAAAGCUCUGAUGCACUGGGGAAUGGUCCUCAUGUUAUAGUAGACAUGGGCAGUGGAUGGAGAUUAAUUUUCUUUAUGUUAAAAAAAAAAUGAAGUGCAGGAAAAACCUGUUAGAGUCAGGAUUAUUGUUGGAAUAUGCUGUGGUGCCAAUGAGAAGCAUUUAACUACAGUAAAUGUCCUUGAAAGCAUGUAUGGAAAUGUGAAAAAAUUCACCAUCCUGUUGUGGCCUUUGGGACUGUAGUUCUUAAAUAUAAUUUAGGCUGCUGGAUGUUCUAGUUGAUUUAAACCUGAUGUAUUGGCGAACAACUCAAAUGCAUUUCAUUUCAAAUCAUUGCUGUGUUUAGAUACAGUGUGUUAGUGUGUGAGAUCCUGCCCUGAUAGUCUGGGUUUUUUUUUUGUUGUUGUUGGUUUGUAUGGUUUUUUUUUUUUUUUUUUUUUGGUCAAAUUGUGUGUUCAGUACUAAAUCAAAGGUAAAUUAUUUUCUUCAGUGUUGAUCCUGUACGUCAUUGGAGGGCCUGAGGAUGUCCCGGCAGUUAAGCCUGCUGCUUGAUGAUUGUAUUAAACUGCAAGUUGGGGUUUGGUUUUAGUGAUGAAGUGAGUGUUCUGCAUGUUCUGAUAUUUUUUAGGACAUGUGAAAGUGCCUCUAAUUUAUUCAGGGGAAAAAUUACCUAUAUUAAAUGUGCUCUUGUGGUUGGAAGAAUCUUUGCUUUAUAUCCAACCCCAUUUUUUUUUCUUUUCUAACAUCAAGAUAUGCCUGGAUCGUGUUUAUUCAUUUUAAUCAUUCCACAUAUUCAGAAAUAAAUGGACAUGUCACCAAAUGUGGAACGGUCUUGACCUAAGAAUGGAAGUCGGCUGUUUCAUUGGAACAUUAUGCUCAAUAAACACUGCAAAUAAUG